CAAUGGAUGUCAUGCUUACAGGAAUUGACCUUAACUUACAUCACACCUGAAGACCACAUUCAGUGAUCAAUCAUUUGUCCGCUUUUUGGCCACAAAUGAUAUAAACAAAUAGUUUUUUGGACACAACUCAAGAGGAAUCGAGUGAUCGCCGAAGACGUCGACCAGAAAAUGGGAAUCAAUUCGAGCACAAGACGAGUGACAGUCGUGAACGACAACGAGUCCGGAGUCAUCAGGAUCUCGGAAUCGGUGGUACAGAAGAUCAGUCAAACGCAACACCACAGCAAUGAUAGCCAACCGAUUCAAAGACCUCCUCCGCAGUCAUCACAACCUGCGCCACAAUCGCAACAACAACAGCAAAGUCCUCCUCAGAGGCGAGAAUUAUCUAGCGAUCACCUCUUCGUGGGCUCCCAGUCUUCGCGCGAAGAACACGAGCGUGAGAUCCGACGUCUGGAGCAGUCGUGGAAGACUCAGAUCCAGGAGCUUCAGAAGCAGAACCGACAGCUGUGGUCGACGGCCAACGAGAACCUGUCGACCAAUAUAUCGGACGUCGAGAAGAAUCUCGUGAAACAAAAAUGUGAUCCCAUUUGUAGACAACACGAGCGACUAGUGGUCGACUGUUAUCACUCGAAUAGAUCCCAACCCUUAAAGUGUUCCAAAGAAGUGAAGGCUUUCGUGGAUUGUGUACAUCAGCUAGCGAGUUGGUUAGCCAGCGAUGACAAUAGUAAGAAGACUAGUGCCAAACGAUUCGAGAGAUUAGAGUCGAGGGAUAGUAUGCUGUCAUCGCCUUCCCUCUCGCCGACAACUGAGUGUCAGUUCGACUUCGAGUCCACACCAUUCAGGGGCUUAAGAGAUCGGCGGAUCAGUUCACUCGUCGACGAAUUGCUGAAUGAUAUUUAUUGCAAUCUUAGGGCCAAUCGCAACAGAAACCUAAGCGUCAGUUCCGAUACCAGUAAUUACUCGACGCCUGAAUUCCAGAAGAAGCCGCUUUACAAAGACAUCUAUUUGAAAGGGAAAGGUCUGGCGGAAGUGAAUGAAUUGGUGCAACACCUGCGCGAAGACGUUCACCGCAUGAAUCUAAUGCUAUUACAUGAGCUGCGAAAGCGGGACCGACUGUCUGUCCACAGGAGUCAGUACUACGACAUCAUAACCGCCGCACUUCAGGCUAUAUCACCGAAACGCAGUGAGACUCGCAUUACUUGUAGUCAUGUAUUCAUAGCAUUAUAG
This is a messenger RNA of Oppiella nova, 1224 nucleotides long. The record is from the annotation of a GenBank genome assembly. NCBI's taxonomy places the organism in Eukaryota, Metazoa, Arthropoda, Arachnida, Sarcoptiformes, Oppiidae.